AUGUUGAAAAACGUGUGUCACAAAUGGAAGAACAAUGUGCAACAUGCUUUACACCACAUUUAAGGCCUGAGAUGAAAAUGCAUCUUCCCGCCCAGCAUCUUGGUCUCAUUUUGAAGGGGAAAAGGGAGCCAAGACGCUGACCGGGAUGGAUUUAGGCAAGGUCUAACAUAUGGGCACCGUUAGAGCGCUAGAUAAGGCCACCGCGCGAAAAUUAGGCCGUGAGACCACUCAAGAAUCGGAAGGAGAAUUAAGGCUCAAGAUAUUGCAUUUCUACAAGGAGUUCCUUUGACCUUUUCCUCGCAGUUUAUUCCUUCUUGGGAUCAUUGCGAGAAAAUGGAGGCAAGAUUAAAUGAAACACUUUGAGCUCUAAGAGAACCAGAACCGGAUAGAUUGCACAUUUUAACGGAUGAUACCGAAUUAGAGGAGUGUGCGAUGACCAUUGCGAAAGAUUUGAGGACCGCAGAGGAUGACGCGGAGGUGAAUGCCAUGCUCAGGAAGUCUAUUCAGGUGCUAAGCCACCAGAUGGCAGCAAGGGCAUUGGAAGCGGGAUUGGUUCCUGUCUUAGGUCCGCAAGAAACUUCCGAUGAUGGAAAGAAAAGCUCGCUCCUCACUGUUCCUUAUUUCGAACUUGGCCCUCCAUUUAAGGCGCUCUUACUAUAUAAUUCAUUUGCACAGCACAACAAUUUUCUCUGUGGUCUUAUCACUAUGAGAUUCUGAGGAAUUGAACUUUGAAAAUGAAUCAUUUUAUCGGGCUCUAAUCCAUCAUCUGAGAGACCGCCAUCUGCCGCCAUGCUCCGCAACAGUAGCAAUGUGCACCUUGCUUCGAGUGAAACAGCGAGAAAAAGCAUUGCUGAUGCUACUUCUGAGGUUCACGCGGCAGCCAGGAAGAGCAAGCUGCCAAAUCCGACCGAACUUUCGCAGGCGAAGGCGUCUGUCUUAGUAAAACGUGCCUUGAUCGAGCAUCGCAUGCAUCAGGCAUCGGUACGUCCGUUGGCCCAUAACGCGAAGGUCGCCGAAAUGCGAGGCCGAUUCGGUGGGCCAGAUCCUUUCUUGCUCCGAGAAGAGGAGGAUAAGAUCCGAAGUUCAGCGUUUGUCCAGGAGGCUUUGGAGCAGGAAGCAAAGCUGCAUCGCGAAUUGCACUCCGGAAAGAAGGCUCAGAAAGCGGGACCAUCGUGGAGCGGAGAACCGUUCUCCGUAUCCAUGGAGAAUUUGGUUCGCGAUGUAAAUGAUAUCGAAAUGGAACUGGAAGGAGGAGGUGCUAAUCGUGCUGCACCUAAUGUCGAAAACCCAGCCUCUAGCACUGUGGAAAGCUUGCAAGGACUUCUACUAGGUGAAAACCUCGGCUCGUCGGGGAACGACCAUUUUUAUGGCAAGAUGAACCAAAUAAAGAAAAAGCAUGGAGCUGAGAUGAAAGCAGCCAAAGGAAAGAGAGCUCCAGAAGAAGGAGAGAAGAGUGCAAACAAUCUUCCGCCUACGGUAACAGUGGCUGCAGAAGGAGAAGACCAAGCUGCCUUUGCUGCAGACGAUGGAGCAAAAUCGGACCAGGAAGGAAGUGUCGCGUUGGCUCUCUCGCCAAGGAGUAACGCAUCUCAUGCUUUUUGA
Amoebophrya sp. A25 is the source of this 1602-nucleotide messenger RNA. The record is from the annotation of a GenBank genome assembly. NCBI's taxonomy places the organism in Eukaryota, Dinophyceae, Syndiniales, Amoebophryaceae.